UUGGUUCACGGCACCCCACGUCACGUGGCGCCUUACUUCCGGCGGCGGGGGUCAGUCAGCUGGAGGGAGGGAGACAAGACAAGAUGGCGGCUGGCGAGGAGCAGCCAGUGUCGCCGAGCUGUUGCUGCCCGCCUUCCCCGGGCGGCGGCGACCACGACCACGACCACGGUGAGGACGAGCCGCGAUGAUCACCGCCCCCGACGUAGUGGCCCUGGCCCGCCAGGAGGACGGGGAAGGGGAGAGGGGGGAGGAGGAAGAGCGGCCGGCGCCUCCCUUCCACUUCCAGCCCCACAACCCCUGGGCCGGGGCCGCCGCCGCCACCGCCACUUUGCUGAAGGAUUUCAUUCUCAUUUCCGAGUUUUCCGAGCAGGUAGGCCCUCAGCCGUUGCUAACCAUCCCGGACCAUGCCCGCGGCGACUUUGACCUCAACUAUUUCUCUCUCAGGAUCAUGUCUGUGGAUUACCAGGCCUCGUUCGUGGGCCACCCUCCCGGCACCAGCUACCCCAAGCUCAACUUCGUGGAGGACUCCAAGGUGGUGCUCGGCGACUCCAAGGAAGGAGCCUUCGCCUACGUCCACCACCUGACCCUCUACGACCUGGAAGCCAGGGGCUUCGUCCGCCCUUUCUGCGUCGCCUACAUCUCCACGGAUGAGAACAAGAUCAUGCAGCAGUUCCAGGAGCUCUCGGAUGACUUCUCCAGAGCCUCCGAGUGCCUGAAGACCGGCAACAGAAAAGCGUUUGCCAACGAGCUGGAAAAGAAACUUCAGGACCUGGAGUAUACCCGGAAUGUGCUGCACAAUGAAACAGAAAUCCAGAAAAAGUCAAACGAUAAAGGAUAUUACUCUUCGGUUGCGAUAGAGAAGGCGAAUGAACUCGCCAAUGUGGAGAAAUGUAUAAUCGAGCAUCAAGAUCUCCUGAUGCAGAUCAGAAAUUAUUCAUACAAAAAAACGAGGGAUGCCAGCUAUUUUACACACGAGCCAGAUAAUGGUACGGAACAUUCUGAGUCUGGGUUGGAGGAAAUGCAAAAUAGGGGCGAGUCGUCUGAAAAAAAUAGUUUAUCCGAUGGAAGAUCUUACAUACCUAAAUUUACAAAAACUAAAUCUGCAAAAUGCUUUGAAAAGAAACUGAAAACCCUGGAAGAACUUUGUGACAGCUACUUUUUUAAUCAAACCUUAGAACAACUUAGGCAGGUGGAGAAAUUCUUCAGGGGGGAUGUAUGCUAUCUCCUUACCAGUCAAAUUGAAAAGGUGCUCCUGCAACAACAACGGACAACUUAUUUUCUCUUUGAAGACUCGCUACUCUUCACUGAUGAAGAACAAGCUGAAAAAGAACAGCACUGUGAAAAACCCCUACCUUGUUUUAAUCUUAUCAAUGCUAAAGUUUUGGACCACCCUUGUCUAUCAACUGAAGCGGCAAGCUGUGAUUCGUACAAGUCUUGCGUGGAGUCUGUAUCCAUUAAACUGGAUCCUCAAAUUAGCGUAGACAGUUAUUGUGGGUCUAUGUCUGAUUCCGUUCCAUUCAAAAGUCUCUUUGGAACUUCGGACUAUCUUGAAUUGGAAGGGAAAGAGAAAGGAAGUAUUAGUAGUGGUGAAAGCAUUGAGGUCCUGCGUACAGAAAAAUCCUCCUCGACCCCAAUAUCAUCCAAAUCUGACAACCAGACAGACACGCAGCGCCAGCAUCUGCACGUUGUGCAGCGGAAGUUUGUUGGUACUAGGAGGGCGAACAGCGAGGACAGCAUUGAGGUACUAAGUACCACUGAAUCACUGAUACCCGAAGACCUGAAAGCCGCCUAUCCAAAUGCAAUCCAUGAAGAAGAAGCACCUUUAGAAAAUGAAACAAUUGGGCUGAGCACAGAUCUUGUGGAGCCUGAUGCAAAUCUAAACCAUACUAAUGGGUUUAGCAACACAAAUUUUGAAACUGGAACCAUUAAUUUCUCUGCGUUAUCUGAGCCCGUUGACCCUUCUUGUUGUAUUGGGAAAGAGAGCCCACAUUUUAAUAAGUCUGUACCUACAUUUGUAACCGAAGAGUACAGGGAUGGGGUUGUCAAUGUUCCACCACAGCGCAGCAAAACCAUCAGUCACCUAUUCCACAGUGAUUACCCACUGCAAGAAGGGGGAGGUGGAUCGGAUAAUGCUGCAGAUCAAGUAUUCUCUCCCUGUGAAAAGGAAUACAGUGAUCUACCCGGUGCUGAAGAAAUGGCUCGGCUUCCAGUGGAUGAGUAUUUGGACAACAUGAGCUACAUAAGUGCAUCUUUAUAUUCUGAUCGGACUCCAUCUCCAGCCCUCCCAACCAGUCCGUCAAAGAGGCUCUCUGAAAGACGCAAGAAGCAUUCGGGGAAGAAUUCUCUGUGGUUUAUACGGCAAUAUUCUUUUGCACAGCAGGCAAUAUUUUCACUGCUGUCUGGGCGGACCCUUGUGGUGGUUGGUGAGCACGAAGGGAAAGUCAAGAAGCUUGUCAAUGCCUUGUCAAUAUUUGUCCCCAGUCAUGGCAGAGGUGCAGAUUCUGUGAAGCAAUGGGUAACGCUUCCUUUGCACGUGGAUGACUUGCAGACUUGGAAACUCAUUGGACUUCAGAGAAUAGCUUCUCCUCUGGGCACCAGUAUGCUGCACUCGCUGAAUCGCUAUAGACGCUAUGUCACCAUUCUGGACUGCGACAACAAAACGCUGCAUUGCCCGCAGUAUAAAGGACAGCUGAUUACCCGAAUGGCCGACCAUAGGACUCAGAUAAAGAGGGGCAGCACUUACUACAUGCACGUUCACAGUAUGCUGACCCAGCUCAGUUCCCAAGCUUUCCUCUACACCUUCUGCCAUCACCUGCAUCUUCCCAUCGACGAGAGGGAGAGCGAAGAUUCAGUCACCUGUCGCAGAGUAAACUUUUUAAAGCAUCAUCUGGGGCUGGUGAAUGAUGACAGCAAAAUAGUGCAAUACUUUGCAGAACUGAUCAAGAUGCACUACCUGCACGAACCUCCAAAGGGCUUGAAUCCGCUUCUGCGGUUUCACUACGACCCUAGUGUGGUGUUUAAGAUCUAAUGCUGCAACUCUCUCCGAUUCAAAGCUGAAUUUUUAUCACGCACUUCGGUCAGAGAAAAGCAUGACCUCCUUCCAUUUGUUUCUCCCUGCGAUGUUGUACCAUCACCCGUGUUGUACAAAAGGGGCAGCAGUCUGGCUGUGUCAAGUCAUGGACAUGUGAGCAUUUUUUAACUUGCAGAUCAAUGAGUCAAACUAUGGCAAGAGUGAAUCAAGAAUUUACAGAUCUAGCAGGGCAGCACAGUGUGCAGCUGUGGAGUUGCUGACUUACAGCAGCAGCAAUAGAGUUGCUGCCUUGCAGCGCCAGAGACCCGGGUUUGAUCAGAGUACGGGUGCUGACUGUACGGAGUUUGUACAUUCUCCCUGUGGCCACGUGGGUUUUCUAUGGGUGCUCCCACACUACAAAGAUGUGCAGAUAAUUGCAGGAUAAUUGGCUGGUAAAAUUGUAAAUUGUCCUUUAUGUGUAGGAGAAUGCUUCUGCAUGGGGGUGAUCGCUUGUCGGCGUGGACUCGGUGGGCCGAAGGGUCUGUUUCUGCGUUGUAUCGCUAAAUCUUAAGCGCACUGAAUUACCUCCAGUUCAGUAUACAGGAUCAUAUUUCUAAAUGAUCUAACGCGUUGGGUAGGGUGAGAAAUGAUCUGAGGACAAAGCACGAAGGAAUGGGAUAUACCCAAGUGCAUGGUUAAGGCGAGUUUUUUGGUAUCUUGUUCCAUUUCCUGCUAUCCUAGACGGGAUGGUGUUUGACGUGGACUGCGUGCUGGUAAGAACUAAACCAAAUCAAGGUGAACUAAGAGGCUCAGAAACAUCACCCGGUGAUCUAUCGUGUGUUACACCUCCAUGUUGCUGAACUAAUACCCAGUGCGCGUCUGCAUUUUGGCUAAUUUCUGGGUGAUAGGUUGCGUUGCGACAAUAUUGUUAUGAACCAGAUUAUCUGUAGUUGUAAAAGUUGUGAAUAGAUCCAAAGUGGAUCUUGUCCAGAAAGUAAAUUCAGCUUUUUAAUAUGUCCAAUCGCUGGUGAAGGAUUAGAAUGAUACGGCUGCGUACAUUGUAGUGUUAUAGCAAGGUUUUCUUCAUAUUUGACAUUGUUAAUGUUUAACGGAGAAAAUCCACGUUACGAAUGGUCGGCUACUUGCAUGCUGUCAGGGUGGCCCCAAGUUCCAUACGGGUUUCCCAUUGCCGGCAGUGGGAAGCCUAGUUUACAAAGAUAACUAUUUCCGUAGGUGUGCGUGGGGAUUAACGGAGAGGAGGGGAUGGGGGAGAGCUAGCAUGAAACACAUCUGUGUAUGUCUGCACCGGCUUUAAUUGUUGCAUUUGUAUCAGGGUGUUGCAAUUCCCCCUUGAUGUUCCACCAGCGUUUCCACAAAGCUCAAGGGGAAAUGAAACUUCAAGUCUUGCAGAAAUUUGGAUUUUAAAAGGGAAAACAAAAAUAGCUUCUGACUGGUGAUUGUUCAUGGCUUGCUGUAAUUGGGGGAAGAAAUGGCGCGGUCUACAUUGCCACACGACAAAUUCUACAUUUUGCCAAUUGCAGCGAAGAUGGGAAUUAGAAAGUUGGUUUUGCCGUAAGAACUAAGGAAGGGAAUUAAAAAGAAUCAUUCUGAUUACAUUUGCAAAUCUUCAGGCUAUAUAUACAAUUUGAGCCCCCUGCACUUCCACUUGUGUCUUGAUCAGGAACAUUGUGUCGAAGCAAAUACUCAGCAAGCAGAUAGAAUAUUAAUCUGCCUCUCUUCCUUACUCAUGCUGGAGAUGUGACCUGGUCUAAUUAUUAACACCGCCCGUAGGCUAGUUGAGACGCCAAGUUAAAGCAAUGUCUGCUUACACGGAUGUAACGGCCGAGAGAAGUUAGUAGUCCGUGUUUCGUAAACUUUCGUGGAUUAUUUUAGAACGCUGAGUAGUUCUGAGUAAUCCGGUCACACAUUUCCGAGUCUCUAUGGUUGGUGCUCACGAAAUAGCAUUUUAUGCGGUCUGCACUGUGAAAGCUCACGUGGAAAGAUCUCCACUGUGUUGGCAUGAUGCAGACUGUCCUGAAAUAUCCCCACAAAAAGGCAGCAAUUUAACUUGGGCUAUCACCGCAGGCACAGAGCAGCGUACUGAAUUAUGUUCUCCAGAACCUGCACGAUAGCUCAGACCGCAGUAAUCAUUAACAGGCUGUGAGGUCUUUCAGUUGACUAUGUAAAUAUAACUUCGGCCAUCAAAGAUUGGACCUUAGGCCAGGUGAUGGGAUGGAUCCAAAGAAUAUAUUUGUUCUGAAUGAUGGGUAAAUUUGAAACAUUUGUUCAUAAGCUGAUAAGAAAUCCAGUGAAUGUGUUUUUAGCCAAUAUGGCAUGAUCAUGGUAUAAACUUGCUCAAUAUAUUGGGGAACCCUUUAUUCGCCCAGCCUGUGUAUUCCAUUAGUAAUAACUGCUCAUUUAAAGAUAAAUUUAAUUCCGGCUGGAAGGUUUUCUAUUUAUUUUUUCAAAAAGAACAUUUUGUUCAGAUGUUUAAGAAAGAACUGCGGAUGCUGGAAAAAUCGACAAAAAUGCUGGAGCAACUCAACGGGUGAGGCAGCAUCAAUGGAGUGAAGGAAUAGGUGACGUUUCGGGUCGAGACCCUUCUGGAAACUCAGCGGGUGAGGCAGCAUCUAUGGAGCGAAGGAAUAGGUGACGUUUCGGGCCGAGACCCGGAAGGGUCUCGACCCGAAACGUCACCUAUUCCUUCGCUCCAUAGAUGUUGCCUCACCCGCUGAGUUUCUCCAGCAUUUUUGUCUACCUUUUGUUCAGAUGUAUAAUGUGAAAAUUUGUUUGCACUAAUUUCAUGUAUUCUCCUUGCCCUUUUCCCACCCAGCUGAGAACAGUUGACACUAGCCACUGUGCAAUCUGUGCAUGUUUGCAACUACGAGUGGGGAUGAAGCCAAAUGCUAAGAGUUACAUUCAUACAAAGUGUUUCUUUUGCACAUUUCCCACCAAGGUGAGGCCGGGGGAUUGUUCUCGAGUUUUUGUCCCCUUUCCAUGACCUGCUGAGUUCCACCAUUCUCUGGCUGUGGCCUUAGACAAUAGACAAGAGGUGCAGGAGUAGGCCAUUCGGCCCUUCGAGCCAGCACCGCCAUUCAAUGUGAUCAUGGCUGAUCAUCCCCAAUCAGUACCCCGUUCCUGCCUUCUCCCCGUUCCGGCCUUGUCAGGAGAGGGCUUGUUGCUGGGACAAACCUUUCCAGAUUCGCCAAUGAAAUAUCGGGUAUCAUGCACAGUAAGGUUGGGAUAUUUGGGAUGAAAUGAGCCAUUGAUUGACGUAGAGAGUCAAUGCUUCAAUCCAGGGUGAAGUGACCCACAAAACUCCGAUAUAUUUUGAACACUCCUUUGAGACCUGUUAGCCCAAUAGCUCUAACACCCUUUGGCACUGAUUAAUUUGAAAGCCUGAAGAACAAUAUUGCACAUUGCCGAUGUGGUCACAGUUCAUUGUCUAACCAUGUAGAACCUGCCAGCGUGUCCCAAACAACAGGUGAAGUUAUGGGUGCAAAACAUGAAUUUCUAGCCCCUACCAGAUUGAUUUUGAUUCAUUGAUGUCAUUUAAUUUCUUGUAUAAUGUGACCCAUUGUCAGUCUGUCUUGAGAGGUGAUCUUGGGUUUAAAAACAAGGAAUUCCCCACCUUCCCUGUCAGCUCGGAGAUGUCUGCAUGUCACGUACAGAUGUAACUGCAUGCAGAAGCAUGUUAUUUUCAUAUUGGCGCAGUGUAUUUUAAACCUUGCCUCAAGGUGUCCAUACGUGUGACUGAAAACACUUUACAAGUAGGCUUAGAGAGCCUGUAACUAUAUGAAGUGAUGGUGUGCAUGGAAAAUCACCCUCAAAUAUGAAUAUAUGUUCCAGGGAUAGAAUUUAACAAUGUGGUUUCUAAAUUCUUUAAAAAUGCACAACGAACAAUGAAUAAUGUUGCUUGUUCAGAACUGUAAUCACUGGUGAAAUGAAGUUAACAAAUCCUACUGCCACACGGCAUCGCCCAACACCGUGACAUGGGGUGGUGGUGGGGGG
Leucoraja erinaceus (little skate) is the source of this 7021-nucleotide messenger RNA. It is a transcript of the gene smcr8a, whose product is annotated as Smith-Magenis syndrome chromosome region, candidate 8a. Lineage: Eukaryota; Metazoa; Chordata; Chondrichthyes; Rajiformes; Rajidae. Gene Ontology annotation, molecular function: GTPase activator activity. The coding region runs from base 185 to 3028 and encodes 947 amino acids. The transcript is spliced from 2 exons. Gene Ontology annotation, cellular component: guanyl-nucleotide exchange factor complex. The record is from RefSeq and is a predicted model, not a curated record.